GUGAGUGUGUGUAUGUUUGUGUGUGUGUGUGUGUGUGUGGUGUAUGUGUGUUCGGCGAAUGUCGGCCUGGGGUGGUCCGCAGUGUGUGAGGAAGGCCCGGCCUGGUGACGGGCGCUUGGGUACCGGCUGAGAAUUCACAUUCACUGACCAAGAAAGUGUAAAGAUGAGCAGCCGAAGGAAACGUGCUCCCCCAGUGAAGGUGGAUGAGGAAAGGCAGCAGCAGCUUCAUUGGAACAUGCAUGAAGACCUGAGGAAUGAACCGCUCCCCUUGACUGUUGAGGAGCAGCCCUGCUCGGGUGCAGACUCCUCUUCUGAUUGCAUCCUCAUAGAUGAUGACCCUCCUGAAGAUGCGGUUCACAGAGAUAAGAAGAGGCGGUCAGAGGCUGUGGGCACCUCAGAAUCCACUGAAAAAGAGACCCCUUUGUCUGUCAAGUUGAAUGUUACCAUUUCUCCCUAUCAUGGCGAUCAUUCUUGGAAAGCAUUGCUGGGAGAUUUUGCUCUUCAGCUUCUCCAUGAAGAGAGUUCAGUUGAACAUUUUUCUGAAAGGAGUUUUACAUUGAUGAGUUCAGAGUCAAGCAAUCAGUUCCUGAUCUAUGUCCAUUCAGAAUAUAAAGAUGAAGAAAAACAAGAAAGUGUGCUUAAAGAAUCGGCUGAUAUUUAUGGCAAGGGUCUUAGAGUGGAAUCGUCCUUCAGUACCAACAUGUUACAGGAUUUGGCCUGGCUGCAGAAGAAAAGAGGAAUAAAACUUUAUCAGAGACCUGAAGGAAAUCAUACGAUCAAGGUUGGAAUUUAUAUCUUGGAAGCCGGCCUAGCAAGACUAGACUUUAUGAGUGAUGCAAGUUCAAGAAUGAAAAAGUUCAAUCAGCUCAUGAAGAGAGUGAUGGAAAAGUUACAUAAUUUUAUUAUUCCAGAUGUGCCAGAAGAAGAUGAGGAUGAUUCAGAUAGUGAGCCAGAGGGCCAGGACAUUGAUGAGCUCUAUCACUUUGUGAAGCAAACACACCAGCAAGAAACACAGUCAGUCCAAGUGGAUGUCCAACAUCCUGCACUGAUCCCAGUACUGAGACCAUACCAGAGGGAGGCAGUCAACUGGAUGCUACAACAAGAGCAUUUCAGAAGCGUUCCUGCUGGUGACAACUCCCUGCACUUCUUGUGGCGAGAAAUUGUUACACCUGAUGGUUUGAAACUCUACUAUAAUCCAUAUACAGGCUGCAUCAUUCGUGAUUUCCCACAUGCUGGACCACAGUUGCUUGGUGGAAUCUUAGCAGAUGAGAUGGGUCUCGGAAAGACAGUGGAAGUUCUGGCUCUGAUUCUGACGCAUACUCGACAAGACGUCAAACAAGAUGGUCUCACUCUUCCUGAGGGGAAAGUGGUGAAUUAUUUCAUCCCAUCUCACUGUCCCAAAGGAAAAGUAAAAAAUAGAGAAAUCCAAGAUACAGAACAUGAACCAAAAGAAAAAGUGCACUGCCCCCCUACACGUGUGAUGAUCCUAACAGCUGUGAAAGAAAUGAAUGGGAAAAAAGGAGUUUCUAUUCUUUCUAUCUAUAAGUAUGUCAGCUCCAUAUACAAAUACGAUGUUCAGCGGAACCGGAGUCUUUUGAAGCGGAUGCUAAAAUGUUUAAUCUUUGAAGGUCUUGUGAAACAGAUCAAAGGCCAUGGUUUCUCUGGGACUUUUACACUGGGGAAGAAUUACAAGGAAGAAGAUAUAUGUGAUAAAACAAAGAAGCAGGUGGUGGGGAGUCCAAGGAAAAUUCAGAAGGAGUUAAGGAAAUCAGUGAACAAGGACACAGACUCUGAAUACCUGCCAUCAAACACUUCUGAUGAUGAUGAUGAUCCUUAUUAUUAUUACUAUAAGGCCAGAAAAAGCCGUAGUAAAUUGAAGAAAAAACCUGUGUUACUCACUAAGAAGGAAAAGAGACAACCUAUCAAUCCAGAUUCCCAGAUUCACUCUCCAGCUGUUGGUGGCUCUGCAAGUGCUGAUGCUAAUGUCUCAGAAAGUGCACCUGCCUCUGAGGACAAGAGAGACCAAGGAGCAGAAGACCUUGCUGGCUCUCUAAAGCCCGCUGAUGAGGAGUUGGCACAUUCUAACACUGUGAGUCCCUGUGAGACCUCUGAUUACCGCUUUGAGUGCAUAUGUGGUGAAUUUGACCAGAUUGGCCGAAAGCCGAGAGUUCAGUGUCUGAAGUGUCACCUGUGGCAACAUGCGAAGUGUGUGAAUUACGAGGAGAAGAAUCUGAAGGUUAAGCCUUUUUACUGCCCCCACUGCCUGGUUGCAAUGGAGCCAGUGUCAACAAGAGCAACGCUGAUCAUCUCUCCGAGUUCCAUUUGCCAUCAGUGGGUGGAUGAAAUCAACCGGCAUGUGAGAUCAUCAUCUCUUCGAGUUUUGGUAUAUCAAGGAGUGAAGAAAGAUGGCUUCUUACAGCCUCAUUUUUUGGCAGAACAAGAUAUAGUUAUCAUUACCUAUGAUGUCCUUCGUUCAGAACUAAACUAUGUUGAUAUCCCACAUAGCAAUAGCGAGGAUGGGCGUCGCCUGAGGAACCAGAAGCGCUAUAUGGCUAUUCCCAGCCCCCUGGUAGCGGUGGAGUGGUGGAGAAUCUGUCUUGAUGAAGCUCAGAUGGUUGAAUGUCCUACAGUAAAAGCUGCAGAAAUGGCCCAGCGUUUGAGCGGGAUUAAUCGGUGGUGCAUCAGUGGCACUCCAGUGCAGAGAGGAUUGGAGGAUCUUUUUGGGCUGGUGGUCUUUCUUGGGAUUGAACCUUACUGUGUCAAACACUGGUGGAUUCGACUUCUCUAUCGCCCAUACUGCAAGAAGAAUCCUCAGCAUCUCUACAGUUUUAUUGCCAAGAUACUGUGGAGGUCUGCAAAGAAAGAUGUCAUUGACCAAAUCCAGAUUCCACCUCAGACUGAGGAAAUGCACUGGCUCCACUUUUCCCCUGUGGAGAGACAUUUCUAUCACCGCCAACAUGAGGUGUGCUGCCAGGAUGCCGUGGUAAAGCUCAGGAAGAUCUCCGACUGGGCCCUGAAACUGAGCAGCUUGGACAGAAGGACUGUCACCUCCAUCCUGUAUCCUCUGCUGCGGCUCAGACAGGCCUGCUGCCAUCCACAGGCUGUUCGUGGGGAGUUCUUGCCACUCCAGAAGAGCACCAUGACAAUGGAAGAGCUGCUCACAUCUUUGCAGAAGAAAUGUGGAACUGAAUGUGAAGAGGCCCAUCGGCAACUAGUUUGUGCCCUCAACGGCUUAGCAGGCAUCCAUAUCAUUAAAGGUGAGUAUGCCUUGGCAGCAGAGCUAUACAGAGAAGUACUACGCUCCUCUGAGGAGCACAAAGGAAAACUCAAAACGGAUUCACUUCAAAGACUUCAUGCCACACAUAACUUAAUGGAGCUGUUGGCAGCCAAACAUCCAGGGAUCCCUCCCACCUUAAGAGAUGGCAGACUUGAAGAAGAGGCCAAGCAGCUUCGAGAGCACUAUAUGAGCAAGUGUAACACAGAAGUGGCUGAAGCCCAGCAAGCCUUGCAGCCUGUGCAGCAGUCCAUACGUGAGCUCCAGAGGAAGAUUCAUUCUAAUUCUCCUUGGUGGCUGAAUGUCAUCCACAGAGCAAUGGAGUUUUCUGUUGAUGAGGAACUUGUUCAGCGGGUGCGAAAUGAAAUAAGCAGUAACUACAAGCAGCAAACUGACAAGCUUUCUAUGUCAGAGAAGUUCCGUGACUGCAGAGGUCUCCAGUUCUUACUUACAACACAAAUGGAAGAGCUCACUAAGGUCCAGAAGUUAGUGAGAGAGGCUGUGAAGAAGCUGGAGAGACCUCCGUCCCGUGAUGUGAUUGAGUCUGCAACAGUCUGCCACCUGCGACCAGCGAGACUCCCUCUGCACUGCUGCGUCUUUUGUAAAGCUGAUGAAUUGUUCACAGAGUAUGAAUCAAAGCUGUUUUCCAACACAGUCAAAGGCCAGACUGCAAUCUUUGAAGAAAUGAUAGAAGAUGAAGAAGGGCUUGUGGAUGAUAGAGUACCUACUACUACCCGGGGCCUGUGGGCAAUAAGUGAGACAGAACGGUCUAUGAAAGCAAUAUUGUCAUUUGCAAGAUCACAUAGGUUCGAUGUUGAAUAUGUAGAUGAAGGAAGUGUUUCAAUGGAUCUCUUCGAGGCAUGGAAGAAGGAGUAUAAGUUACUUCAUGAAUACUGGAUGACUCUGAGAAAUCGUGUGUCAGCUGUUGACGAACUUGCCAUGGCUACAGAGCGACUAAGAGUGCGCCAUCCCAAGGAACCAAAGCCAAACCCACCUGUCCAUCACAUCAUUGAACCACAUGAGGUUGAGCAGAACCGUAUAAAACUUGUCAAUGAUAAAGCUGUUGCUACAUCACAGCUUCAGAAAAAACUUGGACAGCUUCUUUACUUGACAAAUUUGGAGAAGUCUCAAGACAAAACAUCAGGAGGUAUUAAUCCAGAGCCUUGUCCAAUCUGUGCUCGACAGCUGGGAAAACAGUGGGCAGUGCUGACCUGUGGACACUGCUUCUGUAAUGAAUGCACGUCUAUUAUAAUUGAACAGUACAGUGUGGGGUCUCAUCGAAGCUCCAUCAAGUGUGCUAUCUGCCGCCAGACCACAUCUCACAAAGACGUCUCCUAUGUCUUUACCUCAGAGAAAGCAAACCAAGAAGAUGACAUCCCUGUGAAGGGUAGCCAUUCUACAAAAGUGGAAGCUGUGGUCAGAACUCUGAUGAAAAUACAGCUUAGAGAUCCAGGGGCCAAAGCACUCGUUUUCUCAACGUGGCAAGAUGUAUUAGAUAUUAUUUCAAAAGCUCUCACCGACAACAACAUGGAAUUUACACAAAUCAGUCGCAUUAAGACAUUCCAGGAGAAUCUUUCAGCUUUUAAACAUGAUCCUCAAGUCAAUAUUUUGCUGCUGCCCCUGCACACGGGCUCUAAUGGACUAACUAUCAUCGAAGCCACUCACGUCCUCUUGGUGGAGCCUAUACUGAACCCUGCCCAUGAGCUUCAGGCCAUUGGGAGGGUGCACCGGAUCGGACAGACAAAACCUACUAUUGUCCAUAGAUUCUUAAUUAAAGCAACCAUAGAAGAGCGAAUGCAGGCAAUGCUGAAAACUGCUGAGAGGAGUCAUACAAGCUCACCUGGGAAGCACUCUGAAGCCUCUGUGUUGACUGUGGCUGACCUAGCAGACCUGUUUACCAAAGAAACGGAGGAGCUUGAAUGAAGUGUUUGAAAUCAUCCCACAGACUUUAAUAUAGGACUUAACUUUCAAAGUUGUAAAGAAAAAAGCUGUUAAUUAAAAACAAAAGAUCAGUAAAUAUUAGUAAAUACUAUUUCAAAUUGGAUGAAUUUUUUUUGUUACACACUAGCCUAGUAAUAAUUGGCAGUUGGUUCCUUUUCAGUAUACUAAUUUCAAAACAUGUACAAUGAAUUUUAAUUUUACAUUCCUACUGAAACACUUUUUGCUCCAAUGAAUAUCUGUAACUAAUAAGGCAGGGGAAUUAAGAAAGAUAUUGAAGACUUUUCUUGUAAUGGAUAGAUAUUUGUAAUAACAAGUCAAAAUAUAUAAGAGAGAAAGUAAACUAGUCUAGUUUUGUAUGAGUUAAUAUAUCCAAUCAAUGUAGAUCACAUUUUUGAAAGGGCCUUCAUCAUCUUUAGCAUAUGAUUCACCAUUAUCUUCUCAGUAAUAUUUUAAGAAAGUACUGAACUAUAAUAACUAGUUAUUUGCAUGAGUUUAAACUGUAGCACUGUCAUUGGAACUUAAAAGUAAGUAGUUCAACUCCUAAUGCUAAAUCAUUAGGCAGUUAUUUUGCUUUUUAUGUUUUGCUACUAAAAGUUAAAGUACAGAAAAAUUCAUUUUUCUAUUAUGUGUUAAAGUGGUAUUGUUAGUGUGGUUUUACGUGUUAUUAAUAUUUACAAUGAUCUGUUUAAUUCUCUUAGUAAGUUUUUUAAAUGUGUUUGAAGAUGGAUGCAUCUGUAAAUACUGAAAUUUUAUGAUUUGGGGUCUUACUAUAGCAUAGGAACAUGGCUUUUUUUUUUUUUUUAAUCAUCAUUGUACUGAUGUGUUAGAUGGUAUUCCCUUCCUAUGUUCAUAUAACUAGUCAUUUUAGCUACUGGUAUCUAAAUUUACAAUAGAGUUUAUUCAUUUCAGUUACUCCGCCCUUAGCGACUAGUAAGUGUUUGACCUUACUGCAGGAGAGUGCUGUGUUCACACAUGCAUAUAACUGUAAGUGAUGAAACUGUCCCUUCUUCUGUGAAGAAUUAAUAGGUGACCUUGAAAUCACAAAAUAAGAAGUAGCUUGUUUCCCAGCCCUGUGAUGGACUAUAAAUGUUCUUGUUUUCUUUCUUUUAAGCUUUCGGAAUUUUGAGUGACCCUCAGGAUUCAUUAGCUCCUACCUAACUGCCCAGAAACCUGUCCCUGGGUCUCCUUCAUCAGUGAGCCUUGGUGCUUGGCUAAGGUGCAUUCCUACUCCAGGUUUACAGUGACAGUUCAACUGAAGAAGACAUUGUGGGUGCUUAGUCUUCAGUUGAAGGGAGAUAUGCAUUGAUUCUUUUAUAUGAAAUGAAACUAUUUUUACAGCUCUUUUACAUAUCAUGAAGAGCUUUUAUGUGUAUUCAUGUACUUAAUAUUCCCAACAGUCCUGUGAAGUAGAUAUAACUAAUGUCGUUCCUAUUUUGAAGGUAAAGAACUAAUGCUUAGAAAUACUAAGAAACUUGCCUAUGACAUGGAGCAAUUGGACAAUGGAGCCCAGGCCCUCUGGCUUCACAUCUGCUGUUCUUCCACCAAAUCCUAUGCCAUGCUGAGAUUCAGGAGACGUGUGGCUAUAACCUAAUAGUGAGAUUGGUUAAGUACUUAUUUUUGUUUCCAAUAUUACUUUAUGUUCUAGGAAAAACAAUUUGAUGUGUUUCAAUUAAAAAAUGAUAUAUUGAUAACUAUACUUACCAGUAUUAGAGGAAAACUACUCUUAUUUAUUUCAGUAAGAUACCUCAAAUAAAUAUUUUAGUGGAAAAUGAAA
Peromyscus eremicus (cactus mouse) is the source of this 6989-nucleotide messenger RNA. RefSeq names its product SNF2 histone linker PHD RING helicase (gene Shprh). The record is from RefSeq and is a predicted model, not a curated record. The coding region runs from base 164 to 5197 and encodes 1677 amino acids. Gene Ontology annotation, molecular function: ATP-dependent chromatin remodeler activity; ATP binding; ubiquitin protein ligase activity. Gene Ontology annotation, cellular component: nucleosome; nucleus. Gene Ontology annotation, biological process: nucleosome assembly; DNA damage response; protein polyubiquitination. Lineage: Eukaryota; Metazoa; Chordata; Mammalia; Rodentia; Cricetidae. The transcript is spliced from 30 exons.